UAAAUAUUAAUGAUAAUAUCGAUGCCAAGCCUGAUUACCUAUAAAUUUUUUUUCGUUAACAUUGGCAACGAAAGCAUAAUAUCGCAAAACCGCAAGAUGAAAUUAUUAUGCAAUUUCCACUCAUAGAUAAAUUGCUUCGAUUAUUACAAAUUCCAAUAUGAAUGCAUGCAAUCUUAUAAAAAUGAGAAACCGCUAAGCGACAAUUUCAGUCCACUGCUUGCUUGCUCCCGAAACUGUAUGCGCAGUGAAACUUUGUUAUCAUGUCUGCCUACACGAAUUUCGCCAUCAUCAAAAUAAGAAUUAUUUUCACUUUGCUGCAGGAACUGGCUAUUGCACGUGGUAUAAUUGUAGAGCGAAAUCUACAUGCCUACUACAAGUUGCCCAUAAAGCCAGCGCAAUAUACUAUUCCGCAAGAAUACCACAUUCUACAGUGUCCAUACCAAAAUACCAGUGCUAUACCAACGCCAGAGAAUAUGGACAUCUGUGUGAUUAUUAACAGUUACAGAGAAGAGAUGAAGAAUGCAACAACUACUCAUACAACAAAGAGUCCUUUGCAUACAAAAGUGAAAUACCAAAUGCCAAGAAAGUAUAGAGACGUUCCUAUGCAAUUGACGAAGAGACCUAACACGCAUCCAUAUAUGAUAGUCAUUAGACCAAUGCGAAUGGGCACUGAAUCGAAUUGUCGCUAUGCUAAAAGAUUGAGAUUAAAGCCGUUGCCAUACUAUGUCGAACACUUGGGAAUAGUGAAAAAAGACAACUGUCGAACGUUGGUGCAACAAUCACCUUUGCAAAGCGUAAAACCGCCGGACCAAAGAACGGCCAGUGCAAGAGGUAGAUUAAAUAUUGUGGCAAAAGUGAAACCAAUCACGGAGCAUGUGGAAGAAAAUGUAGGAGAAAUUGUCGAAAAAGUAGCAGAUAACAGUGCAGUCGAUUCGAAAGCUGAAGCUUCAAUGGAUAGCGAAGAGGCCAAAUCGCAAUCAGAGUCUGAAGAGGAAUACGCUGACUAUGGUGGACAUAACAAAACAUUUGCAAAGGAAAGCAUUUUAGCACCAAAAACAUCAGUUCUUAAAUAUCUUGGCACCAAAGAUGCCAUCGAAAAACUCAGUAAGCUCCAUUCCAGAGAUCGAACGUUGCCUAUGGAAGGUACUGAAAGGUAUUUUGCUGAACACAACGAUUUGCAGCGAGGUGAAAAGGCGCAUGGUUUUCAAAAUUAUUAUCAUCGUGAUGAAAUUUUCAAUGAUCACAUCUUCUACGACGAUUUGCAGCAGCAGGGAGAGUACGUUAAUCGCGAUCGUGCUUGA
Molecule: messenger RNA, 1301 nt
Organism: Rhagoletis zephyria (snowberry fruit fly)
Lineage: Eukaryota; Metazoa; Arthropoda; Insecta; Diptera; Tephritidae
Source: RefSeq, a predicted model, not a curated record